UAUACAACCAAAUUAUACGCUUGACAUUUCAUACUAAAAAGUAGGUGAAUAAUUCUAAUAGAUGUAACUGACAUUUGUAUUUGUGUAUUUUGAAAAUGAUAAGGACGGUUAAAUAAAAAUGAAAAGUACAAUGGAUGGCCAAGAGGAACCGACAACGCAAGUUACCGAAGAUGAUACAUCGAAAGUUACCGAAGAUAAUAUUCUACCACAAGUCUACAAAAGGCGUUGGAUUAUACUUUUUUUGUUUUCAUUUGUUUCGUUGACCAACAGCUUCCAAUGGUUACAUCUGAACAUAAUAGGAGAUGUGUUACUCAACUAUUACAAUGCCAGUUUGCCAGAGGACAAAUUUCAACAGGAGACUGCUCUAGAUUGGCUAUCUAUGGUCUACAUGCUAGCGUAUAUACCGCUAAUCUUUCCAUUAACAUGGCUUCUAGACAAAAAAGGACUUAGGGUUGUGAUUAUUUGCGGAAGUUUCCUGAAUGCAGUUGGCGCUUGGAUUAAAGUAGCAUGUGUUAGCCCCGAUCGUUUUGCGUUAUUGAUGUUCGGCCAGUCUGUUUGUUCGGUAGCUCAGGUUUUUAUACUUGGUAUCCCUGCGAGACUUGCAGCAAUAUGGUUUGGUCCAAACCAAGUAUCAACAGCAACAUCUUUAGGUGUAUUUGGCAACCAGAUUGGUGCAGCUGUAGGAUUUUUACUUCCUCCGCUACUGGUGAAAUAUAGUCCCGACAUAGAUCUGGUCAGCAGCCGUUUAUAUACUUUGUUUUAUAUUGGCGCUGGCGUCACAACGCUUCUCUUUUUAUUGGUUUUAGUUAUUUUUAAGAAAGAACCCCCACAACCACCAAGUAGAGCCCAGUUGUUAGCAGUAAGAAAUGCUGCCAGUCAACACUACGGUAAAUCCCUGCUGAGAUUAUUAAAAAACAGAGGAUUUCUUCUACUGGUAUUAACUUAUGGGAUAAACACAGGAGCAUACUACGCAAUAGCAACAUUAGUGAAUCCCGUCGUUUUGAAUUAUUUCCCGGGUCAUCAAAAAGAAGCUGGAGAAAUAGGAUUGACAGUGGUUAUUGCUGGAAUAGUAGGAGCUAUACUGGCUGGAGUAUGGCUUGAUAAAACUAAAACAUUCAAGGGAACAACCGUUGGUAUAUAUUUGCUGUCGUUAGCUGGUAUGGUGGCAUUUACUUUCACAUUGAAUUUAAACUUACUUUGGGUAGUAUAUCUAUGUGCCGGGAUUUUAGGAUUUUUCAUGACUGGUUACUUGCCUGUAGGGUUUGAAAUUGCUGCAGAAAUUACCUAUCCAGAAUCAGAGGGUACUUCAUCUGGUCUCUUGAACGCAUCAGCACAGCUAUUCGGAAUCAUUUUCACUAUAAGCAUGCGUGCAAUGAUGAAUGAAGUCAGCAUUUUUGGUGCUAAUAUUACACUCAGCUCAUUCCUUCUUCUUGGAACCGUUUUAACGGCGUUAAUAGGUGCUAAUUACAGACGACAGACUGCUGAAAAACAGAGAGUUUCAAAAAUAGACUUUCUAGACAUCAAUAUCAUUUCUACAAAAAAUGAAAAACAAUCUGCACAAAAGGACAAUGAAUGCCUUUAGAUGUGUGCUGUUUGCGAUGCAUGAUGCAUGCAAGAAUGAUUUCGAAACAGUCUUCCAUCAUUGACCGAAGAUGUUACAAAUAUAGAUGAAUACUGAAUGGAACAUCACACUGUUACCCAAUACUAACAGAAUCAACUUUUGUACGCUCAUAUCGGUUCCUAUGUGUCAAUUGUACAUGUUUUAUGCCUAAUUCACACAUUCAUGGAUCACCUCGCCGGUUCCACUACGGAUUAAAUCUCACGGAUGAUCCCGGAAUUGCAGUUUCUGUAGUCUGUUACGGAUCCGAUACGGAUGCACAACGGUAUGACUACGGGCUUUCACGUAUUUACCACGGGUGAAGUAGGAAAGGGGUCAUUUGGCGACAUGACUCAUACGGAUUCGUACGGUACGACACGAUUUAAUACGGAUUCGUACGGUACGACACGAUUUAAUACGGAAAUGACACGGUUUAAUACGUAACGGCACGUGUCGGGGCGUAUGUACUGCGGAUAAACAGCGGUUUGCUACGGUAUAAGUAAGAGUUAGUACGAGUAAGAACGGUCCGAUACAGAAUAGUACGAAUCACCACAUUUUCUAAGCCGUCAAUCAUUUCUAUUUUCUUUAUGGCAGUUAAUCGAUGUUUUUGUUUUUUGUUUUGUUUUAUUAAAUCAGUUAUCGCUCUGUCUGUACUAGGUGGUUUUAUUCGUAAUCGUCAGACCAACGGCAUUUAGCAGUUCUUGGAUCAUAUUUGGGUCUAUUCUUUUAAAGUUCUUAAAUGCAGCUGAAUUUUCCGCACACAGUUCAGCCAUGAGGGUCUAAUACUGGCCAUGGAUAAGUCUUCGGAGAAGCCAGUCCCUAGUCCACCAUCUCCUCUGCCGCCGGUCACAUCUACGUCUGUCGUCAAGUAGCUCGACCACUGUCCUUGCAUUUUUUGCCAUAUCAAUAUCUAAUUCCAGUCAAUUAAUUGCAAGCAUCAGUUAUUGAUUGUUCAUGUUUGAUAAUGUUAUGUAUAACUCUACGGCAAGACACAGACUAGGGGCCCUAUAAGUAAGUUAUUUAUACAGAAGCCUGAUGGCAGUUUGUCGUGGGCAGUAAUAUUCCGUAUUUUGUAGAACCCUUGGUGAUCCCUACCUAUCCGUAUUACAACGUUAUGAAAUCGUGCCUUUCCGUGACAAAUUCGUAUCCGAUCGUAGUGUAUCCUUAACAAAUACGUGGUGCAACCGUACUAGUACGUAGUUCUCCGAAACAGACCGUAGAAAUACUUCGGGCAUACGAAUAAGAACGGAUUAAUACGGUUUUAAUAAGGACUAAAAUGGAUCAGUACGUUCAAAUACGGUUUAGUAAUAUACUACGGUUGUUUGAUCCUUGGUCAAAUUUUGCGCAUGUUCAAAAAUUGUCCCGGAUAUAUCAGUACUACUACGUAUGACUACGGACCAAAACAGAUCUUGCCACGAAUGAUGUCGGAUCGCAUCCGUGGCUAAUCCGGCGUCAAAUCCGUGAAUGUGUGACCUAGUCUUAUGCUACAUGUGUUUUUUUGUUGUUGUUUUUUUUGCUUCGCACCGAUCUGUUGAGUUAAGCCAUUUACCACUGAUUUUCAUAGUUUCUUCUUAUGUUGUGUUGUUACACCACUGUCACAUAGUGGAGGGUUAAGCGCAUACAAACAUGUUUAAUCCCGCCACUAUCUUCAUGUUCUUGUCCCAUGUCAGAAGCCUGUAAUUCAGUGAUUGUCGUUGGUUUAUUUCUGACAUACAUGUAUUUUUUUUUUUUUUUUUUUUUUUUUUUUUUGUAAAUUGUAUUGUUAUGAACAUGACCAGAUGACGAAUUAAGCCGUUCGUUUUAUUUUUUUGUAGUUGUUAAUUUCACAUUUGUCCUGUGUUUAGGUUUUUCUCAUUGUUUAAGUCGGAACGGUGGCAUGAAAUUGCUUAUAUCUUCGUUAUUUGAAAUCUGGUGGAUAGUUGUCUCAAUAGCAGUCAUACCACAUCUCCCUAUUUUUAUAUUGAUGCACAUUCAGUUCAAUAAAUUACCCAGUUUAUACUGUUUCGUUGCAUGUUGUUUAUAAAAAGGACAACUGUAGAAGAGGGGCGAAAGAUACCAGAGGGGCAUUCAAACUCAUGUAUGUCGAAAAUAAACAGACAACGCCAUGGCUAAAAAAGAAAAAGACCAAUAGACAAACAACAGUACACAAAACACAACAUAGAAAACUAAAGACUGAGCAACACGAACCCGACCAAAAACUGGGGGUGAUUUCAGGUGAUCAGGAAGGGUAAGCAGAUCUUGCUCCACAUAAUAUACAAGGCUGAUUUUGACACGCAUUUCUUUAGUAUCAAACUUUUAAACUUACAAAUUCGAGUAUCCUUCUUGGGACGUUUACAAUUCAUGUUUUGAACAAUAUUUAUUUAGAUAUGUAUACAACAAUAAAUAAAUUUCAAUAUAUAUGCA
Mytilus californianus (California mussel) is the source of this 4000-nucleotide messenger RNA. Its product is annotated as feline leukemia virus subgroup C receptor-related protein 2-like. The transcript is spliced from 11 exons. The record is from RefSeq and is a predicted model, not a curated record. Lineage: Eukaryota; Metazoa; Mollusca; Bivalvia; Mytilida; Mytilidae. Gene Ontology annotation, cellular component: membrane. The coding region runs from base 119 to 1582 and encodes 487 amino acids. Gene Ontology annotation, biological process: transmembrane transport; heme export. Gene Ontology annotation, molecular function: heme transmembrane transporter activity; heme binding.